Molecule: messenger RNA, 1891 nt
Organism: Aedes aegypti (yellow fever mosquito)
Lineage: Eukaryota; Metazoa; Arthropoda; Insecta; Diptera; Culicidae
Product: peroxisomal leader peptide-processing protease
Exons: 5
Coding region: 132-1580 (482 amino acids)
Biological process (GO): regulation of fatty acid beta-oxidation; protein processing
Cellular component (GO): peroxisome
Molecular function (GO): serine-type endopeptidase activity
Source: RefSeq, a predicted model, not a curated record
UCUUUAUUUUAUCUGAGACAUUUUUAUUUACCUUCUCGGACUUUAUUAUUGUUUGUUAAUAAAGCAUAACUUGUUUACUAAGUCUUGUUAAAUUACAAUUAAACCAGUUAUCAGAAAAAGGUCAAAUCAUAAUGUCGCCUUUGUACCCAAAAAAUGGUGUCAUAUACUACUACUCGGGCACGCACAAAACCUCAGCUGUACUGAUUGGUGAUACAUUUAUCCUUACAUCAGGCCUUAUCUUGCUACAAGCACCUUUUAUAGAAAGAAAGUUUAAAAAUACAUCCAAACAGAAGAUAAUUCAUGUUGACGCUGAUCAGGAAUUCAGCUUUCUACAAAACCUUGAUUAUAGGCUUAUGGUGCAGGGAGAGAAUGGACAAUUACUAGAAAUAAAGGCGCAAAUCGCCUACAUGAUUUAUUCAUCGGAUAUAGAAUCAACAAUAGAACAAAAAUUCAAAAAUUUGAGUUUCUCAUUAGACGGAGAAUACAAAGCUGUCUCGGAGUACAGUAUAUAUUUUUCAACAUUUUUGAUACUAAAAUUUCCAAAGAGAAAAUUAUCGUUAGAUACUAUCACGUCAGCUUUGGCGAGAAACUCGCGCAACCUUACCGUACUUGAAGAUAUCGUUUCCAUAUCUACUCCAUUCGGAAAUGAACAUUUUAUAAACAGCGUUAAUUUUGGACACGUCGCGAAUUUGAUUGGAAAGGACGAUUGUUUGGCAUUAUUGAAUAUUAGUACUGCUUUCGGCUGUGAAGGUGGAGGAAUCUACGAUAAAAACCUUAACCUUCGAAGCAUUUUACUAUCAUCGUGUUUUCAUUAUCUGAACGACAAUGUGUGCUUACCUUUGGCAGCGAAUAUUAGUGAAAUCAUGAAAAUCUUACAUGAUAAACCAUCAAUGGCCCUCAUUAUGCCUAAUGAACAAAGACUUCUUGUCUUUCGGUCAUCCUGUAUGAUAGAUUCAAUGGGCUGCUGGGGAACAGGAUGCUUAUUUCAACUGAACGGACGCAAUUUUGUUCUCACAUGCGCACAUGUCUUACGCAGCGACAACAUCACAUGCUACUGCAACGAUUACAGCUUCCAGCCAAAAGUGAUUUAUAAGAAUCCGAUAUUUGAUUAUGCUUAUGACAUAGCUUUGUUGGAAGGUACAAAGAGUAGCCAUAAUCUAGCAAAAUUAGCAAACUACACUCCAAAAGUUGGACAAACGGUGUACUCUGUAGGAUUCCCCAUUUUUAAGGAAUUCGGUUUGAAUGGCAAAUUUGCUCCUAGCAUUUAUAAGGGGAGAGUAACCAAAUACAGCAAAGGGAUCCUCAAUACUGAUUGCCCUGUUCAGGCUGGUCAGAGUGGAGGUCCAAUAUUUGACGGUGACGGUUCUUUACUAGCUGUAAUGGUGUCCAAUUUCAAAAAUGAUAUGGAUGGAAUAAUUUAUCCCAAUCACAACAUGUGCAUUCCAAUCUGUGAUAUUUACGACAUACUCCUCCGCUACAGUGAAACAAAUGAUCACAGGGUACUAACAAGUCUUCAGGCAGAAAAGUCCAUAGUUGACAAAUGGAAGCUAAAAGCUCUAAAGGUCGAGUGCAAACUUUGAAGCGAAAUUUGAUACUGUUGCGCACCAGGGCUGUCAUCUGGAAAAGUUUCAUUUUCUUUUUGCGGCGUUUGAUUAACAGUGCAAGUCAAUCCAGAACUGGUGAUUUAGGAGGGGUAAUGGCUGUAUAGUCUAUGUUGGCUUCGAUAUCGAAAUGAGAGGGUAAGGGGUUAGUAAUAAUGUGUAUGGUUAUAAGAUGUUUAGAUCAAACAAUUCAAUUGAUUGUUAUAGAACAAACAACGUGAUUUUAUAUAGAAAUUGUACAAUAUGAUUACACUUUUAGUAAGUCAAAUAAAUGAUCAUAGAAAAAUAUA